UGCCUCCCGGCUUCCCUAGGGUGGUUGGACUUCACCAAACAUGUCGGCUCCUGUCGGGCCGCGGGGUCGCCCGGCUCCCACCCCGGCGGGCUCUCAGCCGCCUCUGCAGCCCGAGAUGCCCGACCUUAGCCACCUCACGGAGGAGGAGAGGAAAAUCAUCCUGGCCGUCAUGGAUCGGCAGAAGAAAGAAGAGGAGAAGGAGCAGUCGGUGCUGAAGGUCAAAGAAGAACACAAACCACAGACGACACAGUGGUUUCCCUUUAGUGGGAUCACUGAACUGGUAAAUAACGUUCUUCAGCCCCAGCAAAAACAACAAAAUGAAAAGGAGCCCCAGACAAAACUUCAUCAGCAGUUUGAAAUGUAUAAGGAGCAGGUAAAGAAGAUGGGUGAAGAAUCACAGCAGCAGCAAGAACAGAAGGGUGAUGCUCCAACCUGUGGCAUCUGCCACAAAACCAAGUUUGCUGACGGAUGUGGCCAUAACUGUUCAUAUUGCCAAACCAAGUUCUGUGCUCGCUGUGGAGGUCGAGUGUCGUUACGCUCAAACAAGGUUAUGUGGGUAUGUAAUUUGUGCCGAAAACAACAAGAAAUCCUCACUAAAUCAGGAGCAUGGUUUUAUAAUAGUGGAUCUAAUACACCACAGCAACCUGAUCAAAAGGUUCUCCGAGGACUGCGGAAUGAGGAGGCGCCUCAGGAGAAGAAAGCAAAACUGCAUGAGCAGGCCCAGUUCCAAGGACCCUCAGGUGACUUAUCUGUACCUGCAGUGGAGAAAAGUCGAUCUCAUGGGCUCACAAGACAGGAUUCUAUUAAAAAUGGGUCAGGAGUGAAGCACCAAAUUGCCAGUGACGUAGCUUCAGACAGGAAAAGAAGUCCAUCAGUGUCCAGAGAUCAGAACAGAAGAUACGACCAAAGGGAAGAAAGAGAAGAAUAUUCACAGUAUGCUACUUCGGACAGCGCAAUGCCUAGAUCUCCAUCAGAUUAUGCUGAUAGGAGGUCUCAACGUGAACCUCAGUUUUAUGAAGAGUCUGAUCAUAUAAAUUAUAGGGACUCCAACAGGAGAAGUCAUAGACAUUCCAAAGAAUAUAUUGUAGAUGACGAGGAUGUGGAGAGUAGAGAUGAAUAUGAAAGACAGAGGAGAGAGGAGGAAUACCAGGCGCGCUAUCGAAGUGAUCCGAAUUUGGCCCGUUAUCCAGUCAAGCCACAGCCCUAUGAAGAACAAAUGCGUAUCCAUGCUGAAGUGUCACGAGCCAGGCAUGAGAGAAGGCACAGUGAUGUUUCUUUGGCAAAUGCUGAACUGGAAGACUCCAGGAUUUCUAUGCUAAGGAUGGAACGACCAUCAAGGCAAAGGUCUAUAUCUGAACGUAGAGCUGCCAUGGAAAAUCAGCGAUCUUAUUCAAUGGAAAGAACUCGAGAGGCUCAGGGACCAAGUUCUUAUCCACAAAGGACCACAAACCAUAGUCCUCCUACCCCCCGGAGGAGUCCAAUACCCAUUGAUAGACCAGACUUAAGACGUACUGACUCACUAAGGAAACAACACCACCUAGAUCCUAGUUCUGCUGUAAGGAAAACGAAGCGGGAAAAAAUGGAAACAAUGUUAAGGAAUGAUUCUCUCAGUUCUGACCAGUCAGAGUCAGUGAGACCUCCACCACCAAAGCCUCAUAAAUCAAAGAAAGGAGGUAAAAUGCGCCAGGUUUCACUGAGCAGUUCAGAGGAGGAAUUAGCUUCUACACCUGAAUAUACCAGUUGCGAUGAUGUUGAGAUUGAAAGUGAGAGUGUGAGUGAAAAAGGGGACAGUCAAAAGGGAAAAAGAAAAACUAGUGAGCAGGCAGUUUUGUCGGACUCUAACACCAGGUCUGAGAGACAAAAGAAAAUGAUGUACUUUGGAGGCCACUCUUUGGAAGAGGAUUUGGAAUGGUCUGAGCCUCAGAUUAAGGACUCUGGGGUAGAUACGUGUAGUAGCACAACCCUUAAUGAGGAGCAUAGCCAUAGUGAUAAGCACCCUGUGACGUGGCAGCCAUCUAAAGAUGGAGAUCGUUUAAUUGGUCGCAUUUUAUUAAAUAAGCGUUUAAAAGAUGGAAGUGUACCUCGAGAUUCAGGAGCAAUGCUUGGCUUGAAGGUUGUAGGAGGAAAGAUGACUGAAUCAGGUCGGCUCUGUGCAUUUAUAACCAAAGUUAAAAAAGGAAGUUUAGCUGAUACUGUAGGACAUCUUAGACCAGGUGAUGAAGUACUAGAAUGGAAUGGAAGACUAUUACAAGGAGCCACAUUUGAAGAAGUAUAUAACAUCAUCCUGGAAUCCAAACCUGAACCACAGGUGGAGCUUGUUGUUUCAAGGCCUAUUGGAGAUAUACCUAGAAUACCUGACAGCACACACACACAACUGGAGUCCAGUUCUAGCUCAUUCGAAUCUCAAAAAAUGGAUCGUCCUUCUAUUUCUGUUACAUCUCCCAUGAGUCCUGGCAUGUUGAGGGAUGUUCCACAGUUCUUAUCUGGACAACUUUCAAGCCAAAGCCUUAGUAGAAGAACAACGCCUUUUGUUCCUAGGGUUCAGAUAAAACUGUGGUUUGACAAGGUUGGUCACCAAUUAAUAGUUACAAUUUUGGGAGCAAAAGACCUCCCUUCCAGGGAAGAUGGAAGGCCAAGGAAUCCUUAUGUUAAAAUUUACUUUCUUCCAGACAGAAGUGACAAAAACAAGAGAAGAACUAAAACAGUGAAGAAAACUUUGGAGCCCAAAUGGAACCAAACAUUCAUUUAUUCUCCAGUCCACCGAAGAGAAUUUCGGGAACGAAUGCUGGAGAUUACCCUUUGGGAUCAAGCUCGAGUUCGAGAGGAAGAAAGUGAAUUUUUAGGAGAGAUUUUAAUUGAAUUAGAAACAGCAUUAUUAGAUGAUGAGCCACAUUGGUACAAACUUCAGACUCAUGAUGUUUCUUCAUUGCCACUUCCCCAUCCUUCACCAUAUAUGCCACGACGACAACUCCAUGGAGAGAGCCCAACACGGAGGCUGCAAAGAUCAAAGAGAAUAAGUGAUAGUGAGGUCUCUGAUUAUGACUGUGAUGAUGGAAUUGGUGUAGUAUCAGAUUAUCGACACAAUGGUCGAGAUCUUCAAAGCUCAACAUUGUCAGUGCCAGAACAAGUAAUGUCAUCAAACCACUGUUCGCCAUCAGGGUCUCCACACCGAGUAGAUGUUAUAGGAAGGACUAGAUCUUGGUCACCCAGUGUCCCUCCUCCACAGAGUCGAAAUGUGGAGCAGGGACUUCGAGGGACACGCUCUGCUAUAGGACAUUAUAAUACAAUUAGCCGAAUGGAUAGACACCGUGUCAUGGAUGACCAUUAUUCUCCAGACAGAGACAGGGAUUGUGAAGCAGCAGAUAGACAGCCAUAUCACAGAUCCAGAUCAACAGAACAGCGGCCUCUCCUAGAGCGGACCACCACCCGCUCCAGAUCCACUGAACGUCCUGAUACAAACCUCAUGAGGUCGAUGCCUUCAUUAAUGACUGGAAGAUCUGCCCCUCCUUCACCUGCCUUAUCGAGGUCUCAUCCUCGUACUGGGUCUGUCCAAACAAGCCCAUCAAGUACUCCAGUGGCAGGACGAAGGGGCCGACAACUCCCACAGCUUCCACCAAAGGGAACAUUGGAGAGAAACAAUGGAGUCAAGGAGAUAGAACCUUAUGAAGGUCUGUACAUAAAGGAGGGUUUGUUUUGUGCUGAUAGCCUUUUUGGGGGGCUAUGUGAGCAAAAAUAAACCCAACUGCAAUUGAUGUUCCUUCACUGUAUAGACUUUUAUUACAGUAAAAUUAUUUUGUUUUAUGAUUCUGAUAAAGUGUUCAAUUUUUGUUUUACUUUAAAAAUAUACAAAGGAGUUAAAUUUCUUUGAUUCAGUCAAGUAAGAAUACAAAGAAUUUAGCUUCUUUUCAAUCACAAGGUAAAUUUUGCUUUUUUUUAAAAUUUGCUUUGACAUAAAAUUUUAUAUUUUGUGGAAGACUUUAACCAAAGAUGUCAAUUGCAGUCUGUGUUUAUGUCAUUGAGGAUAUACACCUAGUCUAGUUAUAAUUAUCAUCAUAUAUUUUAUUUUGUGUUUAUGAUGAUUUUUAAAUUAUUUAAUUUUGGCUUUCUAGAAAAGGAAGUUUUUUUAAUUAGAUAGUGAUUGUGCUUCAUAUUUCCUGCAUCAUUUUUUAUGUUAUAGCAAGACUGUUUAUAGUAUAAUAAAGUUAAAUAUGUACCAUUUUGUUAUCCAUGCUACAUUAUGACUCAAGAGGAAAAAUAUUGAGUCUUGCUAUAUGGAAUGUCAUACAUUUACCAAGACAAUAAAAAUUCCUCUGCUGAUUAUAGAAUUCUGCAGAUGAUGUUGUAACUUUGAAGAACUGUCAGCUAUUUUAUUUACUGGUGAAUCUCCAGCACGUAGAAUAAUGCCUGGCACAUUAUAGGCGCUCAAUAAAUAUUUGUUGAAUGAAUGCAUGUAAUAUUUAUUAACAAAUUGGAAAGCUACUUCAAAUAGUAUAGCAAGUACCAUUAAAAUAAACUUGUCAUUCUAUAUAUGUUUAUAGUAAAACUCACGUUUCUAUAACCUAUUGGUAACACUUUUUUAAGUGUAUUGCAUUUGGGCAGCAGUACUUUUAUUGCCUUACAGAACUCAAACCAGGCUGUAUUCUUGUUAGUUGCAGUUGAAUGAUUUAUCAACUCCUAUUUUGUGGUCCUUUUUAUUUGCUAUGUACUAUGAACUAUAAUUUUAAACAACUCAGCACUAUUGUGAUGGUUAUACAGCCUGAUGAAAAGAUUUUAGCAGCAUUCCUACAGUUCUCUAUUAUUUAUAUAAAAAUAGGAGUAUAUAGUUUUAAAAGUACCUUCCAUAAGGGAAGUUCUAUAAUACAUAUGGAAUAUUUGUCUCCUCUCCCCACAAAUUUUAAAGAUAGAGUUUUGGCAUCAUCUGUUGUCGUAUGAAGUCAGAAACACAGUUUAUGCCAUAAUUUUUUCUAAAUUCAAUUUUUAUAUCUUUAGUAGCAAUAUUCUUUUGAAAUAUGAGUGCUCCAUUCUUUGUAAUAAUAAAUAUACCAGAAAACUAACAUUAGAGCUGAUACUUGACAUUUUUAAUGAGCUUGUCAACAAACAUUCUAUUUACUGUCUGACUUUUGCUGUAUAGAAUGUAUUUAAAACUACAGUUUUCCUUUAAUGUCCACAAUUGUGACUUUUCCAUUUUUAUAAAUGAAAGAGAGCAAAAAAACUUCUUUUAUUCUUUCCAGUAUAAAUUAAAAUGCUUUGGAGAGGGUUUGGUUUUUUGUUUUGCUUAAGAGUGUGGAUGAUUAUAGCAGUGUUUUCAUAAAUAUUAAUAUGAAGAUUCCAGCAAAUACAUGAUUGUAUCAUUUAGUUUAGCUUUAAUGGCUAUAUAUAUUCUACUUUUCUAACUGAAGGUAAAGGUAUAAUGCAAAAUUGACUAUUGAUUAAUGGUCUAAAUUAAAUUAUGUUUGGAUUAUCUCUUUAAAAGUUGUCAGACAUUAUAAUUCAGUGACUGUUUUAGAAUCAAAUUAAUGGCAUGUUUAUCUUCUGAUUCUGUUCAAUAGCUGAAAAAUGAGAAUGUCCUAGUUUAAUUCCUUUUGACUUGGAAUGUAUUUAUCUAUUAAUUAAAUUAAUUAAAAGCCUUAUAUGUGUUGGUCUUGACAGUGGUACAAUAUUAGUUAAAAUCUGAGAGAGAAAAUGGAAACAAUAUAAAGAAAGUACAAUGUACUAAAUCCUGUAAGACAUUAUUAUUUUUAAUUUCCCCCAACUUUGAUGUACUGCAAUUUAUAAAAAUAAGAACGAGUUUAUAAUGUUAUUUUUUUGUUUCUCUAGAAGAAAAGUUAUAUUAUUUUUCUAAGAAUAUAUCGUUUAUAGAUGAAGUAUUUUGUCUUUCUCACAGUUGUUAUGUAUUAAAGAUGUUUAUGGGCCACAAUUUCUUUUACAAAUCGAAGUUAUCAUAAAAGGAGACAGUAUGAUAACUUAUUCACAGUAUACUUACUUGUUUCCCUAACAUGUCAGAAACUUGUUAAAAAAUAAUCUAUUCAAUUCCUUAUAAUCACUCAUUGUAUCAUGAAUAAUUUGAAAGUUUUUGUUUUAUUUUAUUGAGGAGUAACAAAUGUACGUGUCUGGUCUUAUCCUUUUCUUUACUUGUGCAUAUACAGAAGUUAAUGAAGAAACUAGACAUGUGGAAGAGCAGGGGGGAGAAAAGCAGGGUGAAGAGGUCAAAGCAGGUCUGUCUGUGUGUUUAAAAUAAAUAAUCAAACGUUGUAGAAGUAUGACUUUUCUAUUUCAUGUAAGACUUUAGGCUUCAGAUUUAUAAUCUGGAAUAGAGAACAGAUUGUUCAGUCCUAAUUUUAAAAUAAUUACUUAAUUUUAUUGAUGGAGAGAUAUUACAUGAGCUAAGUAACUUAUCAGAAUAUUUAAUUUACCUGUUUGAACAUUCUCCUUGUUGUUUAAAUCAAAGUGAAAUUAUAGACAAUGCAUCUGACCAAGGUUUAUACUUAUCCUUUACCCCAGCUUUACAUUCAGUUCAUGCAGUACCUACUGAAACACUGUAUUUUGCCAUGUGUUUCACUGAGUACAGAUACAUUGAAGUCCUAGAUUCUCCUCUCAACAAGUUUGAUUUUUUAGAGGUAAAUUACAAGUAAAUUUGGGAAAAAUAUAAAUUUAAAAAUUUUAGUUCUUGAAACUUUUAGAAACCAUCAUAAUUUAUCCAUAAAAUUUUCUCUACAAUAAGGUCAGGGACUCCCCUGGUGAUCCAGUCAUUAAGAAUCUGCCUUGCAAUGUAGGGCAUGUGGGUUUGAUGCCUGCUUGGGGAACUAAGAUCCCACAUGCCAUGGGGCAACUAAGCCAAAAGAAAAAAAAAAAAAGAACAAUUAACUGUAGGUUCCUCUUCAUCCCAGCUCAGUAUUGCUCUAAUAUUUAUUGACAAUCCUAAUUUCUCUUCAAAGAGUCCUCCUUCUACAUGGAAUGAAGACACUUCAUUUUGGUAUUUUUAAGCCCCAAUUAUGUUUACAUAUCAUAAUUUUUGCUUUAUCAAAAUGUUUAUGAAAGGAUUUAACUCAGCAGUAUAUUGUGAUCCUGAAUAGUAGUGUGGACUCUACGUGCCUUUUGUUCUCUCCUUUAUCUUGUGAGCAAGCAGUGCCACUCUGCAUAUUGUGCACAAAAUACAUUCUCACGGGUGCAUUCUUACAGUAGUGAUUGUAGUCUAAGGCAGAAAACCCCUGAAGCUGCAACUGCUAAUUUUUAGUAAUGAUUUUUAAUGUUAUAAAGAUGAGAAAAAUUAUCAGUGUAGAUCUGGU
Molecule: messenger RNA, 7286 nt
Organism: Bubalus bubalis (water buffalo)
Lineage: Eukaryota; Metazoa; Chordata; Mammalia; Artiodactyla; Bovidae
Gene: RIMS2
Product: regulating synaptic membrane exocytosis 2
Exons: 22
Coding region: 41-3736 (1231 amino acids)
Biological process (GO): regulation of synaptic plasticity; positive regulation of synaptic transmission; regulation of membrane potential
Cellular component (GO): presynaptic membrane; cytoskeleton of presynaptic active zone
Molecular function (GO): transmembrane transporter binding; small GTPase binding
Source: RefSeq, a predicted model, not a curated record